Messenger RNA from Eimeria acervulina, 732 nucleotides. RefSeq lists its product as hypothetical. NCBI's taxonomy places the organism in Eukaryota, Apicomplexa, Conoidasida, Eucoccidiorida, Eimeriidae. The transcript has 5 exons. The record is from RefSeq and is a predicted model, not a curated record. Bases 1 to 732 code for a protein of 243 amino acids.
AUGCAGCAUUCGUUGAGCAAAGACAAGCGUUUUUUGGAAAAUGCGAAAGUCAUGGACUUAGGGUUUCAGCGAGAUGACGCGUUGCAGAAUAUCGUGGAGGUUCGUGUGGGUUUUUGCCGUUUCGGCAGCUGGUGGAAGAAACUCUCGGUUGCUUGGAGGCGUGCUGGUGGAAGAAACUCUCGGUUGCUUGGAGGCGUGGUGAAUUCAACGCCUCUCAGCUCUAAGGUGGGAGUUUGCAAGCCUGCACUCUACAUCUGGGGAGGACUCUGUCCAGGCGGUAAGCCUUUUUCACUGGAUCGCAGGAGGGAUCAUGGGCAGAGGAAAAAAGCCGUCACAAUUAUGGCUCCUGCAUGCGGCCGUGAAGACUCUAUGCAGCAGUGCCGUCUGCGCGUUAAAGAGCGCACGCGUGUCGAGAAGCCUGUAGCAUGCGCUUUGCAUCAUGGCAGCUACUCGAGCAGGCGUAUCGUAGCCUUCGGUAUGCUGUUCUGGCAACGGGCAAUACUUCGCGCCGUUUGUGGAUUGGUUGUGCUGGUUGGAACGGGAAAUACAGCGCGUGGACUGUUUCUGAACGAAUUAAAGGGGGGUGAGGAUGGCUGCCCCACGCUUGCAAUCCCAUUAGAAAGGCACGCAAGGGCGUCGUGCAACCGCGCACUUGUCAGGGUGCCUGUAAUGGCGAAACAAUAUAUGGAUGCGCUGAUCCUUGCAGCAGCUUUGCGUUUGCCUGGAAGUUGA